Messenger RNA from Trypanosoma conorhini, 354 nucleotides. Its product is annotated as outer arm dynein. Gene Ontology annotation, biological process: microtubule-based movement. NCBI's taxonomy places the organism in Eukaryota, Euglenozoa, Kinetoplastea, Trypanosomatida, Trypanosomatidae. The transcript has a single exon. The record is from RefSeq and is a predicted model, not a curated record. Gene Ontology annotation, molecular function: dynein intermediate chain binding. The coding region runs from base 1 to 354 and encodes 117 amino acids. Gene Ontology annotation, cellular component: cytoplasmic dynein complex; cytoplasm.
AUGGCGGCGGAGGCUCAGGGUCAAAUCCACGAGGAUGCGGCGAUCAACAGCGACACGAUCCAGGAGGAGGUCUCGACUCUGCUGAGAGGGAAAUUUGCGCAGGAAACAUGGAGCACACGCAAGGUCGAUGGCUGGGUGGACGACGUUGUGGAGGGCGUCCUAAAGAACCUUGCGGACCUGAAGAAGCCAUUUAAGUACAUUGUUAACUGUGUAGUGAUGCAGCGAACUGGUGCUGGCAUCUCCACAGGGUUUAUUAGUCUCUGGGACAACACCCUCGAUGGGGUCGUUCAUGUGCCAUACGAAAACGAAACGCUGCACUGCUUUGUCACCGUUUUUUUUCUGAAAUUGGACUAA